AUGGGGCGAAAGAAAAUCCAGAUCACGAGAAUAAUGGAUGAGCGGAACAGACAGGUCACCUUUACCAAGAGGAAGUUCGGAUUAAUGAAGAAGGCCUAUGAGCUGAGUGUACUCUGUGACUGUGAAAUAGCACUCAUCAUUUUUAACAGCUCUAACAAACUCUUUCAGUAUGCCAGCACUGACAUGGACAAAGUUCUCCUAAAGUACACAGAAUACAACGAGCCCCACGAAAGCAGAACCAACUCAGACAUUGUUGAG
Messenger RNA from Acanthisitta chloris (rifleman), 258 nucleotides. RefSeq names its product myocyte-specific enhancer factor 2C-like. Lineage: Eukaryota; Metazoa; Chordata; Aves; Passeriformes; Acanthisittidae. The record is from RefSeq and is a predicted model, not a curated record. The transcript has 2 exons. Gene Ontology annotation, biological process: heart development; cell differentiation; positive regulation of transcription by RNA polymerase II. Gene Ontology annotation, molecular function: protein dimerization activity; RNA polymerase II cis-regulatory region sequence-specific DNA binding; histone deacetylase binding. The annotation marks the transcript as partial.